Molecule: messenger RNA, 880 nt
Organism: Melanaphis sacchari
Lineage: Eukaryota; Metazoa; Arthropoda; Insecta; Hemiptera; Aphididae
Exons: 4
Coding region: 151-768 (205 amino acids)
Source: RefSeq, a predicted model, not a curated record
UCGUUUGAAUUGAAUCCCAUCAAGAAUCGUUUAUCAGUUAAUUAGUAAUCGGCGCAAAAUACGUAAAUAUAGGAACAAUAAUUUGUAGUAAAUUAUUUCUAUUUCCAUUUUUCACUUUUCAGCAAACAUUAAAGUAUUGAAUCAUUAAUCAUGUCAUUUGAAAAUCUAGCCAAAGAUCUGUCUGUUGUUUCGGGAUUAGAGUUAUUGAACAAUAUCGAUGACAAGAAGUUUGUUCGUUUGGUUGAUAGGAUGAUACAAGAUUUUGAACCCAAUCGAUUAUCUUCGUUUUCUGAACAUGAACUAGCAUCCAUGGAGAAAUCAUUAAAGUUAAACAGUAAUCAAUGUCAGUGUUUACUGAAUUGUUUAAAUCAAUUACUGAAAGAAGUUAUAAGUGAUGUGACAAAACCUUUGAUACUAAAAAAUGUGUUGUCUAAUCUAUUUUUGUUGAAUGAAAAAAAAGUUGAAUUAUUUUGUGAAUGUUGGUCUACAAAUGCUGAACAAGUUGUGUCUAGGCUUCAACAAAACUUAACUCAUUCAUACAGGUUAAAGGAUGUAAAUUGGGCUUUGAAUAUUUCAUCAAAUGUUGGAAUUGAAUUAUCUGAUCCAGAACCUCGGUGUUUAAUAGAGCUGAAAAUUGAAGAUAGCCAAUAUCACAAUGGACCCAAAAUCAAAGAAAUUAAUUUGGAUUUAGAUGAAAAGGAGUUGAAGAAGUUCUAUGAUACAUUAGAAACAAUUCAAGUAAAAUUAGAUUCAAUUUCACAUCAAUAAGUAUGAUUAAUUAGGAUAUAUUAUUAAAUAUAUUUUAUUUAUUUGCUAUUUAACACUUUGUUAAAGUAUAGAUCUUUUAUGCAAAUUAGGCCAUAGUUUAUGUAAUUUGUUA